UUUUUUUUUUUUUUUUUUUUUCUAUACUUUAUUAUUACAUUAAUCAUUACGUUCAAAAAUCGUUUUCUCUCAUACAGCAAUGGCCGAUCCUUCAGAACAUAAACGCCAACGUGUCAGUAAAGCUUGUGAGCAGUGUAGAAGAAAGAAAGUAAAAUGCGAUGGUUCUUCGCCGCACUGUAAUAAUUGUAUUACGUUGGGGCUGGCGUGUCACUAUAAAGAAUCAACAAAAAAGCGAGGACCACCGAAAGGAUAUAUUGAAGCUAUUGAAGGCAGAUUACAUCGAUUAGAAGCACUAUUGGGCAGUAUUGUUCAAGAAGAUGAUCCGCGAUCUCAAGCAAUUAUAAAUGAGUUAAAUGCGCCUUUAGAAACAGCGUAUGGUGAGCUUGUUCGACCACGUCCGAUGCGUAGAGAAAAUGUGUCUGGAUUUGAGGCUGAAUGUGGGCCACUCACAACAACAGAACCCAUGCUGGCGGGUAUGAAACCUGAUGAAUCACACCAUCAUGAUAGUGACGAAUCAAAUAAUAUGGGAAAUCUGUCUAUCGAUGAAAGUGGACAGCUUCGUUACUACGGCAAAUCAUCUGGAUUCUACAUGUUACGAAACAGUAAAAACUUUCAAAACAGAGCAUUUCAAUUCAAUACAAAAGGUCGUCAAGAUCAGGAGGGAACAACUACCUUUCCCUUUGUUGUAGAUCCGUUUGAGUUGCCUCCCAAAGAUCUUUCCGAUCAUUUACUGAACCUUUAUUUCAAAUACUUUUACCCUCUUUUACCCAUCUUACACAAGAAAUCAUUUAUGGAAUCUGUCACAGAUGAUACCAAACCUUCACCUCCUCCCAUCUUGUUAAACGCCAUCUACGCUGUCGCUUCUCGUGUCUCCUCCGAUGUACGUGUAAGAUCGGUCGCUACAAAACCUGAAACUGCGGGCGAUGUCUUUUUCGAGAGAGCUCGUAUGUUACUAGAUUUAGAGUGGGAUAGCUUUCGAGUUUAUACCGUACAAUCAUUAUUGCUCAUGAGCAGUCAUCAAAACGGUGCGUUAAAAACCACUCGAGGCUGGCUUUACAGUGGCAUGGCCAUUCGAAUGUCUCAAAAUCUGGGUCUGCAUAGAAAUUGUGAUAGCUGGGACUUAUCAGCAACUGAAAAAGAAGAUAGAAAACGAGCAUUUUAUGGGUGUUUUGUGCUGGACAGAUUAGCGUGUGCAAUGCAUGGUCGAUCCCCCAUGAUUGAUGAAAGAGAUUAUGAUACGCCUUACCCCUCUGAAAAUGACAUUGAUGCACCACGUAUCAUGGAGAACUUUCAUUAUCUCGUCAAAAUCUGUGAGAUUUUGGGUGAUGUCAUUCGUGAACUCUACAUGGUCAAAGGAAGAAAGCAAUUAUCCAUGAUGUCCUCACCCGAUAAUAUCGUCUCUACUCUCGAUAAGAAAUUAAAUAAGUGGAUGUCGAAAUUACCCGCCAGUUUACAGUACAGACCUCCUAAUACACGUCUCAAUGAGCGUGCGCCUGCACCAUCAUUACAGCUCUGUCAAUUACACAUGUUAUUCUAUACAACACUGAUAUUAUUGCAUCGUCCAUUUAUUCCAGGACCACAACAAACAGUGGCCCCCUCUGUGUUUCCAUCCGCAUCUAUAUGUACAUUUGCUGCCAACAAGAUAUUGGAUAUUACCGGUUCGCUUUUGGCGGAAGGCAGAUUAAAACAUGUGAACAAUUAUUCGUUGUUCUUUAUGUUUACAGCCGGCAUCAUCUUUAUUUAUAAUGCAGCUUCUUCCGAUUCUAUGUUUGCGUUCGAAGCCAAAAUCAGUAUUAAUAAGAUUAUGCGAGCCAUGGAUGUAGUCGAAACCACCUGGAUUACGUCUGCUCGUCAUUGUAAUAUUUUGGGUGCGCUUGCUGGAUUACGCGAUAUCGAUUUAGAUUGUGUUGAUCAAAGUUAUACCAAAUCGUCGACACAACAACAACGUGCUGCGCCCCCGCCUUCUAUCGCCGUACCCAAUUCUCCCGAACCCGACGGUGCUGAUCCACGUCACUACGAUUUCCAUCAACGUAGUAUGGAGGAGAAAUAUUACAUGGGAAGUGCAGCAACGAGUACGGGUAGUCAUAAAUCUCCUAGUGUCGAUUUCAAUUCGCCAGAGAUCUCUCAAGGUGCAACAAAUUCAUUUCCUAUGCCUAACUUUGACAAUACAAAUUCAUUUGAUCCAAACGGUACUGCCUUUUGGGGUGUACCAAUGUCGUUCGAUAUCGAUGAAUGGAAUAGCUACUUUAGUAACCAAAAAGGUGCUGAUAGUGUCUUUACUCCUUAUGAAUCUCAUGAAUCUCGUCAACCUCAAGUACCUCUUUGGGCUGAUUAAUACCGACUAUCCCCCCAUCCUCUUUUUUUUUCUGUUGUAAUUAUGCAUAUAUAUCUAUACUCUCUCUCUUUCUCCUUUAAUAAAAAUUGAAAAAAUAUCCAAAGGUGUGUCGAAAAACCUUAUACAUAGGAAGCAUAUGUUUUUGAAACCCAGAUUGAAUGGGAAGGUCUUUACGAGAUGUAUGGAUCUAGACACUGACAAAAUUACGCUUUGAAAAAAUUCGGGAUGUAAUUUAUACUACAAAUUAUUAGCUAGGUUAAAAUGUCUCUGAGAAGCGAAAGAGUUAACA
Messenger RNA from Mucor mucedo, 2624 nucleotides. Its product is annotated as fungal-specific transcription factor domain-containing protein. Gene Ontology annotation, biological process: regulation of DNA-templated transcription; DNA-templated transcription. The transcript has 4 exons. Gene Ontology annotation, molecular function: DNA binding; DNA-binding transcription factor activity, RNA polymerase II-specific; zinc ion binding. The record is from RefSeq and is a predicted model, not a curated record. Lineage: Eukaryota; Fungi; Mucoromycota; Mucoromycetes; Mucorales; Mucoraceae. The coding region runs from base 80 to 2335 and encodes 751 amino acids.